Chilo suppressalis (striped riceborer) is the source of this 2992-nucleotide messenger RNA. The record is from the annotation of a GenBank genome assembly. NCBI's taxonomy places the organism in Eukaryota, Metazoa, Arthropoda, Insecta, Lepidoptera, Crambidae.
CUAACUUUUUCAUUUCACUGAACAGGGAUUAGAUUUAUUUACUAAAUCAUCGAUACUCAACUAGAUACGUUACGAUUGGAUAAUUUCAGGAAUAAAACGUAUUUGUCCUUUCCCAGGACUCCAAUUAUGUCUAUAGGUCAGGGCCCAAUGAGAAUCGUACAAGGCCCGGGGCUCUAGAAAACAGGGACCACCCAGCAGUUAAAUCAGAAUUCCUCAAACAAUGUGGUUACUUUCUCUAUGAAAUAGUCUUCAUCUGGCAGCUAAGAAGAUCAUUGACAGCUGCCUAAUUAUUCCGAUUUCAAAUGUUCACUCUCCGUUGUCAAUUUUCACUCUAGCCCGUGUAUGUUUGGUUAAAAUAAACAGUAUAAAUUCUUUUUCGUAUUACGAUAAAACAAUAAAGUAUCACAAUUAUUUGAAACAGUGAUGGAAAUACAUAGCAAAAUAUUAAUUUAGUGUAAGAUUGUGAUCUAAUGUCGCAAGAUCCUUUUGAUUACAUUCGAUGGAGUGUCACUCGAGCGAUAGUAAAAAAAUAUUUAAAGUUUAUGAUUCAUCAGCGAAACACAAGCGGACCAGAAAAAAACGUAAUGGAUUGGAUGACUCCAACUCGUUAGCUACGGAUGAUUCUGCUAGUAUUGGCCAAUUGGCUGGUGUUGCAUCGGCUAAAGCAAGCCUGCAAAACGUUCCUACGACACAGACAUUAGCUGCAGCUGAUAAUGCUGGUGCCAAAAGAGAACGUGACAGCAGUCCGUCAGUGUCGCGGUCUCCGGGCGGCGACGACUGCCGGUCGCCCGGUCGUGAGGACCGCCGCUCCUGCCGGUCUCCGCGCCGGUACCGCCGCAUCAAAAAAGAGGGUUUGUCCUUGGCGUUGAAAGCGGGACUCGUAUCAACACCGUACUCUACGUCACCUCGUCAGGAAGCAGACGGUAUUAUGGACACUAUUCCCAAAGAUCAAGAUUCUUUUAUCUACGCUUUUCUGGAAGAAGCAAUCAAAAGAGAUAAAAAAAAACAACGGCACUCCCGGCGGCACGAGGAGCGGCGUCACAGCGGCGAGCGGGACCGCGAGGUGUCGGGCUCCCGGGAGCACCGCCACCACCGGCGGCGGGACGACGGAGCUGCGAAGGACCGCCCCCGAGACAGGUCUAGGAAAGAUGAUGGUCAUGCGGCUAUUGAUCAAAAUAUGCUGUUAGAAACCUUUGCAAAACUCUGCUCACAGAUGAAUGAAAGAGCUGUUGCUUACACAAAUACGCAAGUGCCACGUACCUUGAGUCACAAGUCUCUUCAAUGCGAGGUGAUUUCUAAACGAGACUCAUACGACGUCGAUCAUCAUCCCGUAAGGUUACGGAGUAACGAUCAUUCCCCUGGGAAUGUUUCCAAGACACGAAGCCACGACGAUUUUCGAGGAAAAGUUUAUAGUCAUGAAAAAAUUCAUAUGAACCAACGCCCGGACCGACAAGACAUGAGUCGUUACGACAAAGAUGCCAAUUGUUAUUGUAGCAAAAUGAAUAUAAGUAGAUCGAAAAUGCGAAAUACAGUCAAUGAUAGAUAUGCCUAUCCCGACCAUUUGCCUUCUAGAAAUAACAUAGAAAACUGCCAUAGAUCUCGAAUGUUUGAUCCCAGGGAUUCUAGGAACUACGACAGAGAUUAUGCAGCAGAAAGACAUUAUGAAAACGAUAGAAGAAGAUUCUACGACCAGAAAACGAGUCGCAGCUACGAUGUCCACAGGGAUGCGUACCCUGAGGAUGAAAAAUAUUUUCGUCGGACAUCGAGGAGUGACAACGUUAAGGAUAAACUUUAUGAUGACCGAGAAAAGUAUUAUGAUGAGAAAAUUGAUCCUUUAGAUACUCGAGAUCGGUACAUUUCGGGUAAAGAUCGACGACCGAAACGGAAUCUUGAUAGAUGCGAUCGUAAUUCCGUAGUAUCCAGGGAUGAUGAAUUCAGGGAUAGAUACUCUGAACGGGAACGAGACUCGGGUCUGAGCGUUGCUGAUGGCGACACAAGCACGGUCAGCGGAAAAAGCAAUUAUAUGAGAGUUGUUAAACAAGAGAUCGCCGAGCAAAGGGAAACUAUGGACAAAAUGAUGAAGUUGUGGAAGGAGUUGAUGCGAUGUUUUAAAGGGCUAUCCACGCAAAACCAGAACAAAUCAGCCCAAGACUCCGCAGCGAAUGUGCAAGAGUCGGCCGAGGCACAGCUGCGGCUCUGGCGAGAGUGCAUGCGUCGUUAUGAGACCGUGGCGCGUGAUGUCGGCGAUACGGAUGCGAGGCUUAUGGAGGAGAUCAAUAAGCAGCGCUCUGAGAUGGCGGAGAUGGCGAGCAUGUGGCAGGAGUGCUUGCAGCGGUACCGCGAGAUGAGCAGCGACUUCAAUAACCUGAAGCAGCAAGUCAACACCACCAAGCAACAGUACGUCGCCCCUGAAAGUCCGACGAGGCAGGCCCCCGCCGCGCCGCUCACAUGCGCGGAGGGGGUGACCAUUCCUGCAGUACCUUACCGCCUACCCAACAACUACCCACCGAUGCCCCCACCAAUGGGCGGUGGUUACGGAGGCGGGUCACCGCUGCGGUCGCGGGCGUCCGCACCGCCCGCGUGGUGGUGGUGUGGGGACGCGCGCGGCUCGCCCCGACGCCGCUCGUCACCAGACUCGCGCGGCUCCAGGGACCGAGACCGCGACCGCGACCGCCGCCACCGACACAAGGAUCGCGAGCGAGAUGAAUCGAGGUAUAAGGAAAAAUCCUCUAAACCUGGCGCUGCUCGUUCUGAACAUAGGCAUAGAAAGAGGUGAUUGUGGUUGCUGAUUCGAUGAAAGAGUAACUUCACGUCUAUAAUUCCAUUAAAAUCAUUCGUUACUCGAAAGUAUUUUUCUUUUUCUUUUUUUUUGUAAAUUGAAGUGUUUUACCUAAAAAACAAGGCUUAUUAUUUUCAAAUUGUGAAGUUUUUAGAGUGGUUUACGUGUUUUGAAAUUUUUAUGAAGUUUAUAAUAUAAUUAUAAAAAAUCGAA